This is a messenger RNA of Mya arenaria, 744 nucleotides long. RefSeq names its product vascular cell adhesion protein 1-like. The transcript is spliced from 4 exons. The record is from RefSeq and is a predicted model, not a curated record. The annotation marks the transcript as partial. Lineage: Eukaryota; Metazoa; Mollusca; Bivalvia; Myida; Myidae.
UGUUUGUGGAUAGGACUUUUUGUUUUUCUUCUUGCUAUAUCUGCUCAGACUCAAGAAAACGUAAGUGCAAAUUUAGGUGACAGCAUCACACUGGAGUGUAAUGCAUCACCAGCAGAUGAUGUAACAUGGGAAACACCGACAGAGAGACGAUAUGAAAUCAAAAUCACACUGGCUAAUGCUACAAAGGAAGACAUGGGCGUGUAUGUGUGUUAUAUCAAAAACACAACAGGGGUGUUCGUAGCUACAACCAUCAAUUUGGUAGUAGAAUAUCCAGCAACUAUAUUUGAGGUUAGCUUUCUAAAGAACGUAGCAACGCCUGAAGAUGAUAAAACAAUGGUGGCAGUUGUAGACGGAUAUCCAUUUCCUUAUACGAGUCUUACUAAUCAAAAUACUGAGAAGAUAUGGUUUAACCUAACAGGCACAGGAAACAUUACAUUUCGAAUGAAAAAUGUCACGUGUGGUGAUUCGGGGAAGUAUGAGAUAAGAAGUAGUAAUUCGUGGGGAGCCGACACAAAGUAUGAGACUUUACUUAUUGAAGAACCACCUGUGUUCGACCUAGAUGAGAGUUCAAAUACUAAACAGUUUCCAAGAAUUGGAGAUUCCAUUAACCUUCUAGUCAAAAUCGAGGGUUGUCCAAAACCUUUAUUUAUCUGGAGUCAUGGCGUGGAAAUGAUACCGCAUAAGGAUACGGCCUUCACAACUACAGCGAACAUCUCUGUUAGUAAUGCAGAUGCAUUUGGAGAG